Molecule: messenger RNA, 1925 nt
Organism: Daphnia pulex (common water flea)
Lineage: Eukaryota; Metazoa; Arthropoda; Branchiopoda; Diplostraca; Daphniidae
Gene: Wdr37
Product: WD repeat-containing protein 37-like
Exons: 8
Coding region: 182-1693 (503 amino acids)
Cellular component (GO): preribosome, large subunit precursor
Molecular function (GO): protein binding
Source: RefSeq, a predicted model, not a curated record
CUGGACGUAAUAUCUGUGGUUGCCGGACCCCAUGUCGGGCGCUCCCAGAAUCAGCUGUUCAGCUGUCAAUAAAUCCGCCUGCGACGAUUAAAAAUCGCUGUUUCUGUGUUGUUAUAAAUAAGGACACUAAUCUUUAUCGUUAUUGUACCACAGUUACCAUAAAGAAUUGUGUAUUUCAAUCAUGGCUUCAUCAAAGCCGUCCAAAACAAGGAGAAUCCGAAUGCCUGGAACUCCUCGAGCCUCGGGAAGUGACGAUUUCGGUGCUGGAUUUUUGUCCCUUUCGUUUGGUCGUACUGAUCCCAUGGAAGGCUCUGAUCCUGUUUCCAUUCUUCCUCCUGCAUUUCGUAGUAGGCUUUAUGGCCUCUUUAAUCAGAUUGAAAGGGAGUUUGAAGCACUCUACUCUGAAAACCUCCUGUUGCAAGAAAAAGUUGAUUCUUUAAGUGAGAGAACUGAUAGAGAUGGAAUAAUAAUUGGAGAGAGAGGUGGAUUGGAUCAGACUGAUUUUGACUCCUUCUUUACUCGUAACUUGUUGAAACAGAAAUCAAGUACAGGAAGUGCUCAGAAAAUGAAGCCCAGUCACCGAUUGAAAGCACAAACUAGUAGAAUUGUUUCAAGUUUCAAGGCACCAGCCAUCACUUGUGCCCUUUCACGACAAUUCCGUGGUCACAGAGAUGGCGUUUGGGAUGUGACUACUUCCAAAACCUUCCCACUCGUUGGAUCGGCCUCUGCAGAUGGCACAGCUUGCAUUUGGAGCACAGAGUCUAGCCGUUGUCUUCUUCAAUAUCAAGGACACAAAGGUUCAGUUAAUUCCAUGAGGUUUCAUCCAACCAAGGAUCUCGUCAUGACGGCAUCGGGAGAUCAGACUUGUCACUUAUGGCAAGCUGCAAUUUCACCCGAGCAGAUGUAUUCGCAGCAAAAGGGACUUUCUUCGGAAGAAGAAGUGGAGACGUCCGAGAGAGAGGAUAAUCUAGGACCAGCCGAUGAAGAUUACACACUUCCUGUCGGUCCGUGGGCGACACUGCGUACUCCAGUAUGCGAACUCGUAGGUCACACGAACGCGGUAAUUGCAGCUGACUGGAUAGCCGGAGGUGAACAAGCUGUCACUGCUUCCUGGGAUCGUACUGCCAAUAUUUGGGAUGUAACGACUGGGGAGCUUCUUCACCAGCUUGUUGGACACGACCAAGAACUCACUCACACUUCAGCACACCCUAUUCAGAGACUGGUCGUCACUGCGUCGAAGGACACAACGUUCCGUCUAUGGGAUUUCCGUGACCCGAUCCACUCGGUUUCUGUAUUCCAAGGGCAUUCAGAAGUCGUUACUUGUGUCACUUUCACCCGAGAAGAUAAGGUGGUUUCCGGCUCCGACGACCGGACUGCUAAAGUAUGGGACUUGCGAAAUAUGCGUUCUCCUCUGGCUUCCAUUCGCUGCGAUAGUCCUGUGAACAAGGUGUCUGUUUCUCCAACUAACGUUAUUGCUGUCCCCCUGGACAAUCGUAACGUGCUUCUCUUUGAUCUCAACGGCCAACGGCUCGCUCGCCUUCCGCGGAGCAAUCGCACGGGCCAUCGUCGUAUGGUGUGCGCCACUGCAUGGUCUGAAGAAAACAUUAACACUCGCUGCAAUCUCUUUACGUGCGGAUUUGAUCGAAUGGUAUAUGGAUGGAAUGUUCAGCCCAACAAAGAAUUGAAAGAUUGAUUAUCAACAUAGAAUGAGUGAUCAACAUAAUAUAUAUAGCAUCUCUCUAAUCAUUUUUUUUUUCAUUAACGUUGUUGCAUUAUUUAAAGCACUAAGAAUCUUAUACAAGUUUUUCCGUGUUUCGAUGUUUUGUGUAAAAAUCUAACUAAAAGAUCCAGCACCAGAUGUCGCCUGAAAAUGUUUACUAAAAUGAAAGGACUUGGAGUUCUAAUACAAAAAUGUUUCAAUCACA